This is a messenger RNA of Arabis nemorensis, 1206 nucleotides long. NCBI's taxonomy places the organism in Eukaryota, Viridiplantae, Streptophyta, Magnoliopsida, Brassicales, Brassicaceae. The record is from the annotation of a GenBank genome assembly.
AUGGCGACGAAGAGGAGCGUUGGAACUUUGAAGGAAGCAGAUCUGAAAGGAAAGAGCGUGUUCGUGAGGGUUGAUCUCAAUGUUCCUUUGGAUGACAACUCUAACAUCACCGAUGACACUAGGAUUCGUGCUGCUGUUCCUACCAUCAAGUAUUUGAUGGAAAACGGAUCUAGGGUUGUUCUCUGCAGUCACUUGGGCCGCCCGAAAGGUGUUACCCCUAAAUACAGCUUAAAGCCUCUUGUGCCGAGGUUGUCUGAACUUCUUGGUGUCGAGGUUGUGAUGGCCAAUGACUCUAUUGGUGAGGAAGUUCAGAAAUUGGUUGCAGGACUACCGGAAGGUGGUGUUCUUCUAUUGGAGAACGUGAGGUUCUACAAGGAAGAAGAGAAGAACGACCCUGAAUUUGCAAAGAAGCUUGCUGCACUUGCAGAUGUCUAUGUUAACGAUGCAUUUGGAACUGCUCAUAGAGCUCAUGCUUCCACUGAGGGAGUUGCCAAAUACUUGAAGCCUUCAGUCGCUGGUUUCCUCAUGCAGAAGGAACUUGAUUACCUUGUCGGGGCCGUGGCAAACCCCAAGAAGCCUUUUGCAGCCAUUGUUGGGGGCUCAAAGGUUUCGACAAAGAUUGGCGUCAUUGAGUCACUCUUGAACACUGUUGACAUCCUCCUGCUCGGUGGAGGUAUGAUUUACACUUUCUACAAGGCUCAAGGAUACUCUGUUGGUUCUUCCCUUCUGGAAGAUGACAAGCUAGACUUGGCGAAGAUGCUCAUGGAGAAGGCAAAGGCGAAAGGUGUUUCUCUGUUGUUGCCAACUGAUGUGGUUAUUGCAGACAAGUUCGCUCCCGAUGCUAACAGCAAGAUAGUGCCAGCCACGGCGAUCCCUGAUGGCUGGAUGGGUCUCGAUAUUGGUCCAGACUCCAUCAAGACAUUCAGUGAUGCUCUAGACUCAACCAAAACCAUCAUCUGGAAUGGUCCCAUGGGAGUUUUCGAGUUCGAAAAGUUUGCAGCUGGAACUGAGGCCGUAGCAAAGCAGCUUGCAGAACUGAGCGGAAAGGGAGUAACGACAAUCAUCGGAGGAGGUGACUCUGUGGCUGCUGUUGAGAAGGUUGGUUUGGCUGAUAAGAUGAGCCACAUCUCUACCGGAGGUGGUGCUAGUUUGGAGCUUCUCGAGGGAAAGCCACUUCCAGGAGUCCUUGCUCUUGACGACGCUUGA